AUGAAAGCUAUUUAUGAACCAGGGCGGGAACUGUGCAUUGAUGAGUCUAUGGUGUUAUGGCGGGGAAGACUAAUUUUCCGCCAGUACAUCAAGAACAAAAGACAUAAAUAUGGUCUAAACCUAUAUGUACUGACAGAACCAAAUGGACUUGUCAUCAACUUUGCUGUGUAUGCCGGAGUCAAUGAUUUUGACCUUGGAGGUGUCGGUCAUUCAAAAACUGUGGUCUUGCAUCUUAUACAAGAUAGGCUUGACUUAGGCCAUGCGGUAUACAUGGACAAUUAUUAUAAUAGCUUUGACUUGUCUAAAGAGCUACUUGACCGGAAAACCUACACUACAGGAACCCUCAGAGCUAAACGCAAAAAUACACCUUCCGAGGUUGUAGAGACCAAGCUCGCACGUGGGGAGGUAACAUGCUACUACGCUGAUGGAGUUGCAAUUGGUAAAUGGCAUGACAAAAGAGAUGUACGUUUUAUUUCAACAGAGCAUGUUCUUGACAUGGAAGAGUGUAAGAAUAAACAAGGUGAAACUACAAUGAAACCCACAGCUAUAGUUGAAUACAACAAGUACAUGAAAGGAGUUGAUCGUCAAGAUCAGAUGCUGGCUUAUUACCCCGUCACACGAAAAACCACACGAUGGUACAAAAAACUUGGCAUUCACAUCAUUGAAAUGAUGGUGGUGAAUUCGUACAUGAUGUUCAAGAGCCAUUCUGGAUUACAGCGUCUAUCGCGUAUGACUAUCGCUUGUGUGUGGUUGAACGACUACUACCACCUGAUUAUGUCUCUUCAAAUCGAGGAAUGA
This is a messenger RNA of Homalodisca vitripennis (glassy-winged sharpshooter), 798 nucleotides long. Its product is annotated as piggyBac transposable element-derived protein 4-like. Lineage: Eukaryota; Metazoa; Arthropoda; Insecta; Hemiptera; Cicadellidae. The transcript has a single exon. The record is from RefSeq and is a predicted model, not a curated record. Bases 1 to 798 code for a protein of 265 amino acids.